Messenger RNA from Peronospora belbahrii, 1566 nucleotides. The record is from the annotation of a GenBank genome assembly. NCBI's taxonomy places the organism in Eukaryota, Oomycota, Peronosporomycetes, Peronosporales, Peronosporaceae.
AUGAGCUCUGUGUCGAGUCAAAUGCCAAUCAUUUUAUGUUGCAUAUGCGCAACGCCCAUCGUAGCAAAUGCUGCCAAUACGUGUGUGAGCUGUCUUAAGUCUCAGGUUGACGUUACCGAAGGAAUUCCCAAGGAAGUGAUUAUCCAUCAGUGCCGUGGCUGCAUGCGCUGGUUGCGCCCGCCUUGGGUAACCGCUGAUCUCGAGUCACGCGAGCUACUCGCCAUGUGUCUAAAGAAAAUCAAUAACUUGAAUCGCAUUAAACUAAUUGAUGCCAAUUGGGUCUGGACGGAACCUCACUCGCGACGCCUUAAGCUUAAGCUUACGGUGCAGAAGGAGGUCAUGAGCAAAAUGAUUAUGCAACAGUCGUUCGUCGUAACCUUUGUCGUGCGUAAUCAGCAGUGUGACACAUGUCAGGCUUCGUUUGCUAACCAGUCGUGGCGUGCAGUGGUGCAAGCGCGCCAACGUGUGGAUCACAAGCGCACGUUCUUCUUCUUGGAGCAACUUAUCCUCAAGCACCGCGCUCACGAAAAGACCACGAACAUUGAGUCCCAACCAGAUGGUGUCGACUUUUUCUUUUCGGAGCGUAAUCAUGCGCUGCGUUUUGUGGAUUUCUUGCAGGAGUCUAUACCGAUGAAAUUGAAGACUGCAAAAAAGCUGAUUUCCGCUGACAACCACAGCAACACGCACAACUAUAAGUUUACAUACGCAGUGGAGAUUGUACCGGUAUGCAAAGACGACUUGGUUGUGCUACCAAUAAAGCUGGCCCGUAUGCUGGGCAACAUGUCCUGCUUGUGCCUCGUGCAGUCCGUUACUUCCUCAAUCCAUGUAAUCGACCCGUUCACUACCCAAGUGGCGGAGAUCGAUUCUGAAAAGUAUUGGCGUUAUCCGUUCCGAGGGUUGCGGUCUACCAAGACCAUGACAGACUUCACGGUCCUGAACACGACUCCGAUGGCAAUUCCUACUCGUGGUGGCCGUCCGAUCCGAGUGACUCGGAAGACCCGACUUGCUGAAAUGGAGAUUGUGCGUAAUGCUGAUUUCGGCGUAAACGACACACGACUCAGCACUCUGAGCCAUCUGGGCAUGAUUUUGCAUGUUGGUGAUUUUGUUCGUGGCUACGACCUUUCAUCUGCUGUGUUUAAUGACUCCGACUUGGCUCCGCUCGCUCAAUCGGGAAUGUCAUUGCCAGAUGUUGUACUUGUGAAGAAGACAUUUCCACGUCGGACUCAAAAGCGCGCACGCAACUGGAAGCUGAAGAAGAUGGAAGGUGUGAACCAGGUUGAUUCCGUUUGCAAAACUGAUCUUUUGAAGGUGGAGCAGGACUAUGAGCAGUUUUUGGAUGAUUUGGAGGAAGAUAAGGAAAUGCGUUCCCAGAUUAACCUGUAUAAAGAUGAGACCAAGCAGACCACGGAAACCAACGCUAUGGAGGAGGACGAUGUAGCUGCCCCGACUGUGGAAUUGCACGAGCUGCUUGACGACAUGACCAUGAAGGAGGAUCAAUGGACGUCGCAAGUUAUCUCUGAGACUGAAGCAAAGCAGACUUUAACUUGGGAGUUGGAGGAGUUGUAA